Molecule: messenger RNA, 1369 nt
Organism: Molossus molossus (Pallas's mastiff bat)
Lineage: Eukaryota; Metazoa; Chordata; Mammalia; Chiroptera; Molossidae
Product: caspase-1-like
Exons: 10
Coding region: 48-1268 (406 amino acids)
Biological process (GO): proteolysis; regulation of apoptotic process
Cellular component (GO): protein-containing complex
Molecular function (GO): cysteine-type endopeptidase activity; caspase binding
Source: RefSeq, a predicted model, not a curated record
CAUGUUUUCAGUUUCAAAUCGAGCUCAAAAGCAAAGCGAGAAAAGCCAUGGCCGACCUGGUCCUGAAGGAGAAGAGGAGGGUGUUUAUCCAGUCAGUGAGCCCGGGCACAGUAAAUGGCUUGUUGGAUGAACUACUACAGGAAAGAGUGCUGAACCAAGAGGAGAUGGAGAAAGUAAGAAAUGAAAAUGCCACAGUUAUGGAUAAGGCCCGAGCUCUGAUUGACUUUGUCAUUCGGAAAGGGCCCCGGGCAAGCCAGAUAUGUAUUGGUCAUAUUUGUGAAGACGACUCCCACCUUGCAGAGAAGCUGGGGCUGUCCUCAGGUGCACAAUCAGAAAAUUGUCGUAAAACAAAAGACUCCGAAGCAGAGAUUCGUCCCAUCGAAGCCAAUGCUCUCCGGGCAAUGCAAGACAAUCCAGCUGAGCUUGCACUUUCAGGACCAGAAGGGGGCCUCAAGCUUUGCUCCCAAGAAAUAGCCGAAAGGAUAUGGAAAGAAAAGUCAGCAGAGGUUUACCCAAUAAUGGAAAAGUCCACUCGCACUCGUCUUGCCCUCAUUAUCUGCAACACAGAAUUUGACCAGCUUUCCAGGAGAACUGGGGCUGAUGCUGAUGUCAGAGGUAUGAAGAUGCUGCUAGAAGAUCUGGGAUACACUGUGGAUGUAAAAGAAAAUCUCACUGCUUUGGACAUGACUGCAGAGCUGAAGGCAUUUGCUGCCCGCAAAGAGCACAAGACCUCUGACAGUACUUUCCUGGUAUUCAUGUCUCACGGUAUUCGAGAAGGCAUUUGUGGGAAGGAACACUCUGAGGAAGUCUCAGAUGUAUUAGACAUCAACACCAUCUUUCAAACUCUGAACACUUGGAACUGUCCAAGUUUGAAGGACAAACCCAAGGUGAUCAUUAUCCAGGCCUGCCGUGGUGAGAAUGAAGGGGUGGUGUGGUUAAAAGAUUCCAUAAGAGGCUCUGGAAGCAGCUCCUCGUUGGCUCCAGGAGAUUUAGAAUAUGAUGCCAUUAAGAAAGCCCAUAUAGAGAAGGAUUUUAUUGCUUUCUGUUCUUCAACGCCAGAUAAUAUUUCUUGGAGACAUCCCAAACGGGGCUCUCUUUUUAUUAUUAAACUCAUUGAAAAGUUGCAAGAACAUGCCUGUUCCUGCGACAUUGAGGAAAUUUUCCGAAAGGUUCGAUUUUCAUUUGAGUCACCAGAUGGGAGGGCACAGAUGCCUACUGCUGAAAGAGUGACUUUGACACGAUGUUUCUACCUCUUUCCAGGAUAUUAAUAUAAGAAACCAGGAGUUCUGUCAUUCUGUUCCUGAUUUGAAAUUAUGUCUGUAGAACACAGACAGUUCUUAAACAUGCCAAUAAAUCUUAAUUUUUUUUU